CAUGAUACACUCUGGAGAUGUAUCUUCAGUCUCACUUUAGAAGGUAGCAAACAUGUUUUUCCUUCAGAGCUAGAGGUGCAUCUCCAGAAAUAUACACAAUCACCACACAAGUCUGAAGACGUGUUUUUUAAACCUGUGUUAUUUGAACGGCUGCACGGAAUGUGGUGAAGAGACACAACAUCUCUCUGUCUGUGGUUUUAAACGACAACAGACGCUCAGUGCUGACUGCCAAUCAGAGAAAAAACACACAUGCUGAGAAAAGAUCAACUGAAAGCAGAAAAGGAAAUCAUUCAAAGCUUAAAUGAAAGUGUGUGAUUGUUGGCAGCGGCCAUAGCUGUGGUACCACUGAUGUGUAAGACAAGACAGCUCAUCACAUCCUGUACAGCACGUCUCAUACAUCUGCAGGUAUGAUGUAUUUCUCUCGGAGCAAUCCUACGGUUUGAAUCAGUGAUGUGUAAAAGUGUCAGCAUCAGGGUCACGACCCUACUGUGUGGCCUGCUCUUUGUGCCAAUAUGUCAAGCCUUUCUGCCCAACUUCUGGUCUCGUGUACUGACGUUAUCCUUGGACUCAUCCACACAUCAGUACAUGACCGAGCAGGCUAUACUUAACAUCACCAUGGAAACCUUAAGCACCAUCAUGGAACAAGCACAAGGCGGAGAUAAAGAAGAGCUGCAUACCGGGCUUGGUCGGGGAUUUUGGCACGCUGUGGGUGAGGUAGCAAGUGCCAACGCUGCCAUGGACUUUCUGAGCUCCACGCGCUCUGAUCCCAUCUAUCACUUUGACUCAGAGCGGGUGGACGGAGCCACAGAGAUGCUGCGGGACUUCUGGAGCCAGACGCUACUGCUGACUAAAUCUAAAGAGUACCAGGGAGCCAGACGCAGCCUGGGCCAGCUCUUCCACUCACUACAGGACUUCUACAGUCAUAGUAACUGGGUGGAGAUGGGCAAGCAGGACAUUUACCUCCACCUACUUCAUCCUGAAGAGUCUGCAGUACCUGUGGCCUCAGAGGACAUUCCUACCUGUGCAGCAUGCUACAGGUUUACUUGUUAUAAUAAUCUUCUGGAAGAGAUGAUCCGGGGCGAGACCGAGCCACUGCUGACCACUGGUUAUUUCAGCGGCUUCCCAGAUAAACCAGCAGGCAAGUGUAGCCACGGUGGGAUUCUGGACAGCAGUCGUCACCACGGUGCUGAAGGAGGAAUCAACAAGGACAGCAGGUCACCUCUGUUCUCCCCUCAUCACUACCUCCAUAAAGAGGCGGCUCGUCUGGCUGCCACGGCAACCCUCAGAGUGCUGCAAGACCUCCGAGAGGAGGUGGGACCCAAAAGCUUCCUCAGUCUCUUCAGCGUCCAGCAGCCUCCGGCACUGGUCUUCGUCAUGGACACCACCGGCAGUAUGUUUGAAGAGAUCACAGCCGCCCGUCUCCGUGCGUUCUCCAUCAUACAAGCCCGUGAAAGAAGCCGCAGAACCAUUCUGCCCGGAACCUUCAUUAUGGUGCCUUUCCAUGACCCCGAUUUUGGACCAGUGAAGGAGACAGAUAGCCCUGACGAGUUCAUGCUGUUUAUGGGGAAUUUACUGGCUCUCGGUGGUGGAGAUGAACCAGAGAUGUGUCUCUCUGCUCUUCAGCUGGCUCUUACCCAUAGCCCUCCGCUGUCAGAGAUUUUCGUAUUCACAGACGCUUCUCCUAAAGAUCAUCACCUCCAGAGUGCAGUUCAGGCUCUCAUACUGGAGAAGCAGAUAAAGGUGAACUUUCUGCUCACCGAGGAUCCAAGUCUCACAUCGAGGGGAAGAUUGCUUAGAAAGAGAAAGAGAAGAGAAACAUUAUCUCCAGAUAGAUUCUCUCUCUAUUCUUCUCUGUCGUCUGUGUCUGGGGGAAUGACCAUCUUCACUACAAACAAAGACAUCCACAAAGUGUCGGCUAUUGUAGAAGACACUACCACCUCCAGUAAGGUGACUCUGCUUCACGUAGAGAGCGAGACGGAUUCAUUAAAUUCCUUUCGAGUGGACGGAGGUGUGGAGAAUGUCAAGCUGCACAUUAUUGGUCAGAUUACAUACUGUGAGCUCAUCAGCCCUUCAGGUUCUCGUCAGUUUCUUCCUGGUUCUGAUGGUCCGCUGGCAGAGCUGGUUUCAUCACAGGGUCUAUUCAGAAUAUGCCUGCUCGCUCCACUGGAAACAGGUGUAUGGCAGCUUGUGAUGAGAGCCAUUGGACCCGUUUCCUUCAACGUUCAAGGUGACAGCAGCUUGGACUUUCUGUACUAUUUUGCGAAAGAGGCCAAUGAGACACAUCCUGGACUGAGGAAAGUAGAGGGCAGUCCUAUAGCAGGCACAACAGUCUUUCUAGUGGUUGCAGUGACAGGCCUCUCACCCAAUGAGGACGCCUCAUUCAGUCAUGUUACCCUAUUGGGGCCCAGUGGCGAGAGUUUACUUAAGGUGUUGCUGAACUCUUCAUCUUCUCUCUGGUCUGAAGAGGAGCUGGUGGGUCACAUGGUCUCAGUACCCAUAAUGCCUUUCAGUUUACGUCUUAGUGGAACGGAUGGAAAGGGAAACCUCCUGGAAAGAGUUUCUUCUGAGAUGAUUCAACCGACACACGUGCAGAUACAGGUCCUCUCUGCUCCACACCUUCUGCCAGGUCAGAGCUCUACAGUGAUGUUUGAGAUAUCUAAUCACGGCCCCGACCGUCACUUCGUUCUUUCAGCAGAAGAAGAGUACGGGUACCUCUCCCAUACCGAGCAACACAGAAAUAAGCUUUUUAUUGCUGAGAGAAGCUCUGUGAAGAGGGAGAUUGAACUGAAUACUCCUCACAACGCUGAAACAAAACGACCCAUCACUCUGACGCUGACUGUCCACGCUGAAGAUUCACCAGACUCAAACUAUGCUGUGGUGUAUCUGACCGUCAUACACGAGGUGAAGGAACGAGACACAAGCCCUCCGGCAUGUUCUGCCCUGCGUGUGGAGUCUGCCUGUCCCGCCGUCUGCUCUCAGGGCAGCUGGAAGGUUUCCCUCAUUGUCAGAGACAGAGGUCAUUCUGGACUGGCAUCUGUGCAGCUGGCACAAGGUGAAGGUAUCCUCACCCUGUCUCAAGUGACCACAGUGAGAAACAGAAAGCAUUUCCCACAGCGUCAUGAGACAGCCACAGUAGUUAGUCAUCUGAAGUUGGACAAGAGUCAGCCUUUCCAAACAGAAUCUGGACACGAAUCUCAAAGACGCAUCCAGUUAGUGAAUGGAGAUGCUCCUUCAAAAAUCAGUGAAGGGUCUGAGGGAAAGCCCAUCAUGAUGUUUUACUCCUCAGGAUGCUGUGCUCCUCAGGCUGAGCUGGUGUUGUUGGACAGAGCUGGAAAUAUGAGACGCUGCCAUCUCAUAGCCAGCCAACAGAGGGCGCUAAGAGAAAAGAACAAUGCACCCAGUGAGAGCUCUCAGCCGCUGUUAGUUCUCACUUUGUAUCAUUUCUUGAUAUGGAGCAUUCUUCACAUGCUUCAACUACUGUAACAAGAUAUAUAUAUACUGUAUUAGUAUUACAACAUUAGGUUCUAAAAACUGUAUCAAUAGUCACUGUAAGGCUAGUAAAAUCACUCAGGGCUGGUUUAUUCUGUGAAUUGCUAAUUUUGUCUGAUAUUAUCUGAAUGAUGACCAUAAGACUCUUUGUUUUUUUUUUAAUUGAUAACAUACUGUACUGUUCUAUGCAGAUCUUUUUUUUCUACAUCUUCCAAAUUGACGGCACUGUUUAUACUUCUUGAAAGCACAGUCAAAAUGAAACAAGUCUAAUCUUUGGAAAUGCGCCACUGAAAGGUUUCUAACUGUCUUAAAAAUCUUAUUCGAAAAAUCUAUGCUUAAAUUUCGGAAAUCACUUUUGUAGACAUUUCAUUACAAACAAAAGUUUUGCUUUUCUAAAUGGAUGACUGAAGAAAAUCUGCCAAUAUAACUUGGGAGCUCCUUCUAUGCUCUUUAGAGGAGCUGGAUAUAAUAAUUUUACUGUACUUAAUAAAAGCAGGACUGGGAAUCAAUUUAAAAAAUAAUCGAUACCUCACAUCAAUCGAUGAGCACAAGCCCCCGCCCCUUAGCCAAUGCCAUCAGUCAUCAAUCAGUUUCUUGUCUAAAACAGUACAGACUUCAGAAAAAAACUAAUGGAAGA
Triplophysa dalaica is the source of this 4126-nucleotide messenger RNA. RefSeq names its product von Willebrand factor A domain containing 7 (gene vwa7). The transcript has 17 exons. Lineage: Eukaryota; Metazoa; Chordata; Actinopteri; Cypriniformes; Nemacheilidae. Bases 451 to 3483 code for a protein of 1010 amino acids. The record is from RefSeq and is a predicted model, not a curated record.